Messenger RNA from Cyphellophora europaea CBS 101466, 2445 nucleotides. RefSeq lists its product as uncharacterized. Gene Ontology annotation, biological process: signal transduction; regulation of GTPase activity. Gene Ontology annotation, cellular component: cytoplasm. The record is from RefSeq and is a predicted model, not a curated record. The transcript is spliced from 2 exons. The coding region runs from base 1 to 2445 and encodes 814 amino acids. NCBI's taxonomy places the organism in Eukaryota, Fungi, Ascomycota, Eurotiomycetes, Chaetothyriales, Cyphellophoraceae.
AUGGAUGUUGAUCAGGGCCGAGAGGCUUCCCACGAUACCCCAAGCCCACCCAUCGCACCCCAGUCGAAUAGCGACAGAGACUCCCGCGGUGAAGGUGAACUCCCUCUGCCGCCCCCGCCAGCAGAUGUCAAGAGUACCCAACUGACGGGAGAGGCCCGAGAGCGGCUUGAGCAUGUCCUCGGCUCGGACAUAGGCAUCAGUACACUUCUCAACCGCCUCAAGCAGAGCAUUAGCUCUGCACGCGACCUCUCUAGUUUCUUGAAAGAACGAGCGACGGUAGAAGAGAAACACGCACAGAGCUUAAAGAGGCUGGCAAGAGGUACACAUGAGCUCGUUCGAAGACCCGAGAGCCGAGGGGGUACCUUUGCCCAAUGCUUUGAAGAGUCCACCAAAAUCCACGACCGCAUGGCAGACAAUGGAGUGCAGUUCUCUCAAUCCUUAAUUCAUAUGCACGAUGAGCUUUUGGAGACGAUCGCGAAUACAGAGCGAUCCCGUAAGCACUGGAAGCAAACCGGUCUUGAGGCUGAGAAGAGGGUCAGCGAUGCAGAGAAUGCCAUGAACAAGGCCAAGGCUAGGUACAGCUCUCUGGCCGAGCAAUACGACCGCGCCAGGACAGGCGAGAAAUCUGGUGGCAAGUUUGGCAUCAAAGGUCACAAGUCUGCUGCACAGCAAGAAGAGGAUCUUCACCGCAAACUGGAGGCCGCAGAUGGCGAGUAUGCUACCAAGGUCCAGCAAGCGCAGGCGUCACGACAGGAUCUCAUCAGUACUCAUCGCCCUCAGGCCAUCCGCGCAUUGCAGGCACUGAUCAAGGAAUGCGACGCUGCGUUGGGCAUGCAGUUCUCAAAAUAUGCAGGCCUCAGCGAAAAGCUUCUACUUGGUAACGGCAUCUGUAUCAGCCCAUUGAAGAGUCAUGGAGGUCCAGCUCGUAGCCUACGCGACAUCGCACAAGGAGUGGACAACGAGAAAGAUUUCAAUGAUUAUGUUCUCAGCUUCACCACUAAAGCCGGACCAACACCGUCUGAGAUCAAAUAUGAGAAGCACCCCUCUUUGUCGUCGAAGCAGCAAAUGGCGCACCAACCAGCCACUCAUCCGUUCGAGGCCUCUCCAUCGCCAUACGGAACACCAGACAGAUCCAAUACAGGCCCUGGUGACUCUCCCUACAAUCAAGGCCGCCGGCCAAGCCAGUCUGGGCAAGUGUCUGGUGUCAUGCCUACAAGUGGCGAUCGAUCUGCAUCCGGGCCUCAGCAAUCUCAAUCUUACGGCAAUCCACCUUAUCUACAGAGUCCCGUUAACAACUCUCCUUUGCCACAGCUUCCACCUAUUGGGUCCAUGUCCAUGUCCGAUGGUCAAGAGCAGAGGCAGGAGCCUAGGCCUAGCACUCCAACCCAAUCACCAUCUAAUCAACAGUUCGGUCAGAGACCAGGGGGCCGUCCGUCCAUUGACAUCUACGGACCUGGAACUCAGGGACCUCCUGCGGGCCCAGGACCGAACGGUCCAAGCUUCCACCCCAACUCUCGUGGGCCCUCAAUGGAUAAUAAUGGACCAGCAAGCAGAGGUCCCCGAGGACUGUCAAUUGACAACAAUGGUCCUGGAAGCAGGGGACCCUCCAUGGGACAGCCUGGUGCGCCAGCCUAUACCUCACAGACAUACCAACAGCCACCAACGGAUUCGCGGGGCCCGCCUUCAGGACCUCAAGGUGGAAACAGCUAUACCUCGCCGACUGUGACCAGCCCUACCAGUGCUGCAGCAAUGCUGCCCAGUGGCCAGAGGCGCAAUGACUCGAACCGACCCAACUUGCCACCUCUUCGCCCUGUCUUCGGCGUCUCUCUCGACGAACUCUUUUCCAGAGAUGGCAGCGCUGUGCCAGCUAUUGUCUAUGAGUGUAUUCGCGCCAUUGAUCUCCAUGGCUUGGACACAGAAGGCAUCUACCGGACUUCGGGCUCCGCACCCAACAUUAUGGCCAUGAAGGCCCAAUUUGACCAUGACUCGUCACAAGUCGACCUACGCAACCCAGCCAGUUUCCAUCACGAUAUUGCGGCUGUGACAACUCUCUUGAAGCACUUCCUACGGGACCUCCCCGACCCCCUCCUUACCGCCGCUGCCUACUCACAACUAAUACAAGCGGCCAAGAUCGACUCGGAAGAUGUGCGUCGCGAUUCUCUGCAUGCUAUCAUCAAUAAUAUGCCCGACCCCAACUACGCAACCCUUCGCGUUUUGGCACUGCACCUUAGACGAGUAGCUCAGAGAUCCGACAAAAACCGGAUGCCAACUGCCAAUCUAGCCGUUUGUCUCGGUCCAACCUUCAUGGGCCAACAACCUGGUGCAUCGACGCCUGGCGGCCAAGCCCAGGGAAUGAACGGACCGGACAUCAAAGACGCAGGUUGGCAGGCGAGGGUUGUGGAGACGAUUCUCAACCACACUUACGAGAUCUUUGACGACGACUGA